CACACACGAGCGCCGCAUGAGUCGCGACCGUUCUCAUCUCACCAAACACCGCUGCCAAUCGCUUUAAAGUUACACUCCGACACCAGAUAGUCAUUUCAUCGCGGGCUACGUUUCAUUUACGUGCCAUGGUUUAGUUACUAACUCGGCACUGAAAUUUAAACCGUUGAAUUCAGCCAGCACAAGCGGAGUGCCUACAGCGGCACAUUUGAGACAUAUGAAGAUUGUUGAGGUCCCACCGGCAGGGCCGUGCGUCACAGGCCGUGAUGUGGGUAGAGUGUAGGGUGCUGGAGGCCGUCUGUGGAGGCAGAAGGAGGUCCCUACUCUCGAUGGUCAUGAGAAUCCCCGGCUCCUUCUGGUUUCUGCUGCUGUUAGGCGCUGGAGGUCUUCUUCUGCUACAUCUACAGGACCUCACAGAGACACUCCAGCAACAAAACCAAGGUGCAAAGGUCACAUUCUCCCAAGUGCAGGCCAUAAGGAAGGAACAGUGUCAUUAUUGUCUUGACAGUAACAGACAGUCUGAUCCAACAGAAGACAACUUUCCUAGACCUGUGCAACCAGUCCAACUUCCAGUCUUCCCAGGGGUCCAGCGUUCUUCUGUAAUCAAUCCCAGAGACAUCACUGCUUCCCAUGUCACAAAGAGCCACCGUAAACUCCUCCUUAAGAGCGGCCCGCUUGCCCAGCAGCUCAACGCUGACCCUCCUGGCCAGAUCAGGGACAGUCCCGAGCGAAUGACUCAGGUGCAGAGCUCCCGUCUGAGGCUUAUGAGGGAGGUCUGUGCCAAAUACACAAGCGGAACGGCUAAACAGACUGUAACCCGCAUGCACGUGUCCCGUAUCUAUGUGGAAGACAAGCACAAACUCCUCUACUGUGAGGUGCCAAAGGUGGGCUGCUCCAACUCGAAGAGGGUGCUCAUGGUGCUUCAAGGCCUCGCUUCAUCCACUGGAGAGAUCAAACAUGACGAGGUGCAUUAUGGGAAUCACCUUAAACGUUUGGACUCAUUCAAUCAAAAGGGCAUCAUCCGGCGUCUGAAGACCUACACCAAAGUCCUGUUCCUGAGGGAACCUUUCGAAAGGUUAGUGUCUGCUUUUCGGGACAAGUUCGAGAGUCCAAACUCGUACUACCAUCCAGUGUUUGGGAAGCCCAUCAUAUCAAGAUACCGCAGCAAUGCGACGCAGUAUGCCUUACGCACAGGGGCGGGUGUGACCUUCAAGGAGUUCAUCCAGUAUUUGUUAGACGUGCAUCGGCCGGUUGGCAUGGACAUCCACUGGGAGCCCGUUGGACAUCUCUGCAGCCCCUGCCUGCUGGACUAUGACUUCAUUGGGAAAUUUGAGACUCUGGAGGAAGAAGCCAAUUUCCUUUUGAGAAGUAUUGGUGCUCCUAGCAAUUUAACAUUCCCUAGUUUCAAAGACAGGAACCCUAAUGCAGAAAGGACAUCUUCGGAAAUCACAAGGAGAUAUUUUGCACAGCUAAAUGUGACCGAGAGACAAAGGACGUAUGACUUUUACUACAUGGAUUAUCUGAUGUUCAACUACUCCAAACCUUUUGAAGAUUUAUACUGAGGCCUUUUACAGUUACCUGAUGAAAUUUCUGUUGGCCUGAUGUUCAUAUUUCGUCUUAGUGAGGGUAUUUUAUUACUUUAAAAUCUUGUUUAUUUGUUGACAAAUUUUCAUGUUAAAUAUUAAUCGCACUCUAUAUUUAUAUCUGCAGGCUGGUCCUUGCAUUUAUUUAAUUCUAUUCAGUAAGAAACACUUUAAAGGGAUAGUUCAGCCUUAUGACAUUCCAAAACUGUGUAAACAAAAACGUAUGAAAAAUAUUUUUUAAAGAAUAUUUCAGCUUUUUUUUGGAAAUACAAUGAAAGACUCUUUUGACUUUCAGUGUUUGGACAAAAAAAAAAGACAAUUUUCAGAAUCUUCUUUUGUUUUCAAGUCAAGAUAAGUCACAUUUGUUUUUGUGGCACUUUAUAAAAUACAGAUUGUUUCAAAGCAGGUGAUAACAGGAAAAUAAUCCAUUCCAGCAGUUGUUCAGCUCAAGUACGGAUAUGGUCCAUAUCCGGCUGACUAUGGUAUCCUCGGGAUAGAUCAAGUGCUGAAAAAUGAAGCUAAAGUGUCUCGAUCGCCCCCAGGUGGUUGGUCCCAGUAUAUGUCAUAAACCCCGCCCUCCCCAUGAAGUCUAAUGGGGCAUGACGGAAACUAAACAAUUAAAUUACACUGCAAAUAAUCUUUUUCCAAAGAUGUUUUCUGUCAUUUUAAGUAGUUUUAAUGAAGUUGAUUUAAGUUUAAGUGUUAGUUUUUUUAAAAUAAGUUUGGUCUUAGUUUGUUAUUUGAUAACAUUAUGAUUGACAGCUUCUCUAAACGAAGUAGUCUCCGAGGCACCAAGAAACCUUUUGGGGGAUUGUCGGGAGGAGAUUUGAGCUUCAACUUUAAUUUCUACAUGUCCAUAACUGUUUAUAGUAAACUUGUAAACUUUGUACUAACCGUUUCUGCCCCGGUCCCGCGUUCACUACUGCGCAGACCGGGUCACAUGAUCAAAUCUGCGCAAGAUGUCCGCGCCAUAUUAGGAGUUUGGCGGCUUCACUUUUCACCAGUAGAAAGAGAGUGAUUUGGAAUGACAAAGUGAGUAAAAUUUUAAUUUUUGGGUGAACUAUCCCUUUAACACAAUAUUGUGUGUUAUUUAGCUCAGUGUGUCAUGUUUUCUCAGACUGUAUAGAAUAGAAUAUACUGUACGAAGAGUGUCUAAAGUUUAUCAUGAUGUUAUUAAUUAAAGUGUUGCAGGCAAGUGGUUUUAGCACUAGUCCAGAUUUAAGUAUCACUUUACUCAAUACAACAUGCCGAAACAUUUUCAACAUUACAUUUGAAAAUUGAUGCUGGAUUUGGUCUGGUACAUCUGAUAUGUCAAGAUACUUUUUUUGUGAAUGUAUAAGAACAAUUCGUGCAAUUUGUUUAAGAACAGUGUGUCAUGUAUUUGAACUGCUACACAUUUGCCUUACUUUGACAUUUCUCAUAUAAUGACGUUUUCUUUAUAUCAAUAAAUGCUAGCACCAUCUUUUAAUGUGCGUUAGAUGACUCUCUGCAUUAUUGCCUUUUUUAUUGUUGUAAUGACGUCAUAUAAAAUAGUGAUUCAUAGUGCUGCUAGUGACUGGAAGCUUUGCAGAGUCUGAACACCCAUUAUUUAAGUUCCUCUAUUAAUAUGGCAGCUUCACUUUCAUCAUGCCGAUAUGGAAGUAAUGUAGCCCAUUACUAUACGGGGUAUUAUCAAUAGCGCCAUCUGGUGGUUUAAUGUUCCUUAAUAUUUGGGGCCCUAUCAUACACCCGGCGCAAUGCGGCGUGACAAGUGUUUUUUGCUACUUUCAGCCCGACGCAACUAUCAUUUUCCUGUCCUGCACAACGUUGUUUAAAUAGCAAAUUUGCAUCCAUGGGCGUGCUGGUCUGAAAUUAAGGUGUGGCACGAGCGCAACUGGCGUUUAAAGGGAAUGGGAGAUGAGUCUCUGAUUUGGCAUGUUACACCCUAAACACACCUAUUACUCAUUAAGAGACACACCCCAAGUGCACUUGCGCUUUAGACCAUGUGCGUAAAUCGUUAACAUAGGG
Molecule: messenger RNA, 3587 nt
Organism: Pimephales promelas (fathead minnow)
Lineage: Eukaryota; Metazoa; Chordata; Actinopteri; Cypriniformes; Leuciscidae
Product: carbohydrate sulfotransferase 8
Biological process (GO): proteoglycan biosynthetic process; carbohydrate biosynthetic process
Cellular component (GO): membrane
Molecular function (GO): sulfotransferase activity
Source: RefSeq, a predicted model, not a curated record